UCUCUACCAAAACUCAAAUGUUCCUCUCUACUGCUAUUCUUCUUCUUCGUCUAUCGUGUAAAUCCCAACAAAACCCUAAUUUCCCAAUCUCAAUAUCCAAACCCACUACUUUCCGAUCACUCCAAACCCUAACUACUAAACUUAAACACCUUAACAAUGUCGAAAACGAAAGCAACAACGGCAGCAGAGGUGGAGUUUCAAAUGAUGAUUAUUUCGCUGCAAUUCAUCAUAUAUCCAACAUAGUUCGUCGGGAUUUCUUCUUAGAAAGAACAUUACAGAAGAUGCAAAUCAAUGUAACAUCAGAACUUGUUUAUAGAGUUCUCCGAAGUUGCAAUAAAUCAGGUAUUGAAUCAUUUAGGUUUUUUAAUUGGGCAAGAAAUCAAUCUAAAUAUGAACCAACAACUUUAGAGUAUGAAGAACUUAUUAAAACCUUAGGGAAGACUAGAAAUUGGGAUACAAUGUGGAAAGUUGCUGAACAAAUGAAAAAACAAGAAUUUUGUUUAACACCUGAAACUUUUUCUAUGAUUAUUGAAUCUUAUGGUAGGCAUGGUUUAACUGAUCGAGCUGUCGAGGUUUUUAAUCGGAUGAAGGAUUUUAAUUGUGAACAAACAACUCAAGUUUAUAAUUCCUUGUUAUUUGCUUUAUGUGAAGUUAAGAAUUUUCAAGGUGCUUAUGCUUUGAUUAGGAGAUUGAUUAGAAAAGGGGGUGUUCCUGAUAAGAAGACGUAUUCGAUUCUUGUUAAUGGUUGGUGUUCAUCUGGUAAACUUAAAGAAGCUCAACAAUUUUUAGAGGAAAUGAGUAGAAAGGGUUUUAAUCCACCUGUUAGAGGUCGUGAUCUUUUAAUUGAUGGUUUACUUAACGCGGGAUAUCUAGAAUCGGCAAAAGGGUUGGUGAGAAAAAUGACUAAAGAAGGGUAUUUGCCUGAUAUAUCGACUUUUAAUUCUUUAUUAGAAGCUAUUUGUAAUUCUGGUGAGAUUGAGUUCUCUAUUGAACUUCUUCGGGAUGUUUGUAAGUUAGGGCUUACUCCUGAUAUUACAACUUAUAAGACUAUGAUUCCUGCUGCUUCGAAGAUGGGUAAACUGGAUGAAGCCUUUAGGCUCUUGCAUUGUUCGAUAGAGGAUGGGCAUAAGCCAUUUCCGAGUCUGUAUGCUCCAAUUACUAAAGCACUUUUUAGGAAUGGGCAGUUUGAUGAUGCAUUUAGUUUUUUCAAUGAUAUGAAAGUUCAAGGGCAUCCACCGAACAGGCCUGUUUAUACUAUGUUGAUUAAAAUGUGUGCAAGGGGAGGGAGGUUUGUUGAGGCUGCAAAUUAUUUGAUUGAGAUGACAGAGUUGAAUUUGGCACCCCGAACACAGAAUUUCGAUAUGGUUACUGAUGGACUAAAGAACUGCGGGGAGCAUGACUUGGCAAAGAGAAUAGAUGAAUUAGAGAUAUCACUCUGGGGUGCUUGAGAUAGAAACUUUUGAAAGUCUGAAGAAAAUGUUCUGCUUUGUUAACAUAUUUGUGUUCUGCGGCUUAUCCUGUUGGGCAAUGCAUAUACGUAUACGAAUUGGUUUACGUUGCAGAAAGGAGCUUUAAUGGCAGAGCAAGAGGCUGAGGUAGCAAACAGAUGGACAAGAUACUUUAUCAGUAUCUUGCAGUCUCGUCUACAGUGAUGCGGACACAAUCAGACACGACGAAGAGUACAUUGAAAAUGCAGGUGGUGAUCAACAAAGUAAAAAUUUUGAGCCAUUCUACUGCCAUGGACAACAAUAGGAUAGUGAACUCUCAAAGCUUGUGGAGCCUUGUCCACGAGUCUCUGGGUUCAACAAAUGCGACAUGCAGAGAACUUUGUGUUGUAUUAUUGACAAGUUUUAUUCUAUAUCCAGCAACCGAGUUGUUAUUGUUGUACACUACCUGUUAUGGAUUAUUUACGUUACUGUUAUUCCAGUUAGUCCCCCCACCAUAUCUAUGGACCAAACAUAAGAUCCUGUUUAAAUUGGCUACUUUUUCUUUU
Molecule: messenger RNA, 1993 nt
Organism: Papaver somniferum (opium poppy)
Lineage: Eukaryota; Viridiplantae; Streptophyta; Magnoliopsida; Ranunculales; Papaveraceae
Product: pentatricopeptide repeat-containing protein At5g18390, mitochondrial-like
Exons: 2
Coding region: 18-1448 (476 amino acids)
Biological process (GO): RNA splicing
Molecular function (GO): protein binding
Source: RefSeq, a predicted model, not a curated record